AUGAUGAUGUCCUUUCUGCUAGAAUUUACGUAUCGGGUGCCGUCGUCUCUUUUGCUGAAUACGAUGUCAGUGUUUAUCGCCGGAAUUUUGGCUAACGGCGGAAUCAGCGAAUUAAUGGGGAAGAGUUUGCCCUAUUCCAAGUUCUGGGAUGCUGCAGGCGGUCAGAAAUCCGACCGUGAACCAAAAAAGUUUUCCGGCAGAACCGGCAUGCUCAUUGCCUAUGUGCCGGCGUUUAUGGUUUCCAUUCUUUCCUUAAUCAUCUUUCCUGAUACAACUCUCAGGAUUUUGUUGAUCAAGUCUAUUCUUGCUGUUCAUUUUUUCAAGAGGAUACUCGAGGUCCUAUUUGUCCAUAAAUACAGCGGACCAAUGCCUCUUGAAGCUGCCAUCCUUAUAUCUUCGUCCUAUUUCAACGCAACAACAUGCAUGAUCUAUGCUCAGCACCUGACAUUGGGUAGUCCCGACCCGGCCAUUGACUUGAAGCUUUGCGGGUUUUUGCUAUUUCCAAUUGGGAUAUCGGGCAACUUCUACCACCACUUGUUGCUAUCAAGGAUGAGAAAGGAUGGUGAAAAGGGUUACAAGCUUCCAGUGGGCUGUUUGUUUGACCUAAUAACUUGCCCACAUUACCUCUUUGAGAUCAUAGUGUUUUGGGGGGUCUUUUGCAUAAGCCAAACCUUGCUCUCUCUUAUCUUUGCGUUGGGAACUACUUUUCUGCUGAUAGGAAGGAGUUGUGCUACCAGACGUUGGUAUAUAACCAAGUUUGAUGAUUUUCCCAACAAUGUGAAGGCCAUUAUCCCAUUUAUUCUAUAG
Messenger RNA from Impatiens glandulifera, 807 nucleotides. Its product is annotated as 3-oxo-5-alpha-steroid 4-dehydrogenase 1-like. Lineage: Eukaryota; Viridiplantae; Streptophyta; Magnoliopsida; Ericales; Balsaminaceae. The record is from RefSeq and is a predicted model, not a curated record. Bases 1 to 807 code for a protein of 268 amino acids. Gene Ontology annotation, biological process: lipid metabolic process. The transcript has 2 exons. Gene Ontology annotation, molecular function: oxidoreductase activity, acting on the CH-CH group of donors.